Messenger RNA from Arachis stenosperma, 1429 nucleotides. Its product is annotated as glutamine synthetase nodule isozyme. Lineage: Eukaryota; Viridiplantae; Streptophyta; Magnoliopsida; Fabales; Fabaceae. The coding region runs from base 152 to 1225 and encodes 357 amino acids. Gene Ontology annotation, molecular function: glutamine synthetase activity. Gene Ontology annotation, cellular component: cytoplasm. The transcript has 12 exons. The record is from RefSeq and is a predicted model, not a curated record.
CGCACGUCUCUCUCCGUUUGUUUACUUAACUCCAAAUUUUUAUAUAAAGAGAGGGUUUAGAAAUACUGCACUCUACACAAACCAGAGUUAAAGAGUUUACUCUUCAUCUUCUUAGUCGUCGACUCUUGUUUCUUUCACACUCUUAGCAACCAUGUCUUUGCUCUCAGAUCUCAUCAACCUCAACCUCUCCGAAUCCGGCACCAAGAAGAUCAUUGCUGAAUACAUAUGGAUUGGUGGAUCUGGCAUGGACAUCAGAAGCAAAGCAAGGACAAUCUCUGGUCCAGUGAGUGAUCCUUCAAAGCUUCCAAAAUGGAACUAUGACGGUUCUAGCACUGGUCAAGCCCCUGGUGAAGAUAGUGAAGUCAUCCUAUACCCACAAGCCAUCUUUAAGGACCCAUUCAGGAGGGGAGAGAAUAUUCUUGUUAUUUGUGAUGCAUACACCCCAGCUGGAGAGCCAAUCCCUACAAACAAGAGAUACAAUGCUGCCAAGAUCUUCAGUCACCCUGAUGUAGCCUCUGAAGAACCAUGGUAUGGUAUUGAGCAAGAGUAUACUUUGUUACAGAAAGACAUUAACUGGCCAGUUGGGUGGCCAAUUGGUGGCUACCCUGGACCACAGGGGCCAUACUACUGUGGCAUUGGUGCCGAUAAAGCCUAUGGUCGUGACAUUGUUGAUGCACAUUACAAGGCUUGUAUCUAUGCUGGCAUCAACAUUAGUGGCAUCAAUGGAGAAGUUAUGCCUGGCCAGUGGGAAUUCCAAGUUGGUCCUUCUGUUGGUAUCUCUGCUGGUGAUGAGGUUUGGGCUGCUCGCUACAUACUUGAGAGGAUCACGGAAAUUGCUGGAGUGGUUGUUUCAUUUGAUCCCAAGCCUAUCCAGGGAGACUGGAAUGGUGCGGGUGCUCACACUAACUACAGCACAAAAUCGAUGAGAAACGAUGGAGGGUAUGAAGUAAUAAAGAAGGCGAUUGAGAAGCUUAAAUUGAAGCACAAAGAUCACAUUGCUGCCUAUGGAGAAGGCAAUGAGAGACGCCUCACUGGAAAACAUGAAACUGCAGACAUCCACACCUUCUCUUGGGGAGUGGCAAACCGUGGAGCAUCAGUAAGAGUUGGAAGAGACACAGAGAAGAAUGGAAAAGGUUACUUUGAGGACAGAAGGCCAGCUUCUAACAUGGACCCUUAUGUCGUAACUUCCAUGAUUGCGGAGACCACCAUCCUCUGGAAGCCAUGAAUCGUCAAUUUCAUCACAUCACCACCGCCACCAUAUAUAAAACCCCCAUAAAUGUUGUGUUUAAUCCCAUCAUUUUAGUGUCUCUCUUUUUUUUUAUAUGCAAAAGCAUUUUGUGCACCAUGUGUGUGCAUUUUGUUGUUGGAUGACAAUAAUUACUAUCAUAUCAUCAUUGCUAAUAACAUGAAUUGCUUCCCCGUUUCUCAA